GGAAUUCCUAUUCCCCACUACCACUUUUUGCCCUUUUCUUUAAAUACUAACCUUAUCUGGCCUAAAACCUCUGUAUCUAUUUCCUUGUUGAGUUCACAACACCAUCAAAACACAGAUUCCUACACCAUGAGUGUGAGAUUUUCAUUCUUCGUCGUUUCAGUUUUAAUGUUAUUUGGGUGUGCAAAGUCAGAUGACUCCAAGGACAAAGAAGAGUGUGCACAAUCAUUGGCUGGUUUAGCAACAUGUCUUCCUUAUGUUGGGGGUACUGCCAAUGCCCCCACACCAGAUUGCUGCAGUGGACUCAAACAAGUGCUGAAAACAAACAAGAAGUGCCUCUGUGUGGUUAUUAAAGACAAAAAUGAUCCAGAUUUAGGCCUCAAUAUCAAUGUUACACUUGCUUUAAAUCUCCCUCAAGUUUGCAAUACCCCUGCCAAUAUUUCCCAAUGCCCUGCUCUACUCAAGUUGCCCCCAAAUUCACCAGAUGCUCAAGUGUUCUAUCAAUUUGGUAAAAAUUCCAGCAACAAUACUGCAAGCACCCCAGUAGCAGGAGGGCCAAAUCCUACAGUUGAAGCCAAUCCUACGAGUGCACCUGCAGGAACCAGUAGUACUCCUCGAGCACGUGCCCAGCAAAAUAGUGAUGGUUUCUGCAUAAGAAACAAAUGGCUUGGAUUGGAAACAUUUGGUGGAUUAAUCCUAUUGUGGUUUUUCAGUUCAAAUUUUUAAUGUAAUGGCAAAUAGCUAUAUGAAACUCAGAUGUAUUACUACUCUCGUUCAAGUUCAUUCACUCUACUUAAGGCUCAUGUUUUUUCGAAGACCCUUUUUGGUGAAAUAAAGACUCAUUCUCUAAUUUUUGGUUUCAAA
Molecule: messenger RNA, 861 nt
Organism: Olea europaea var. sylvestris
Lineage: Eukaryota; Viridiplantae; Streptophyta; Magnoliopsida; Lamiales; Oleaceae
Product: protein YLS3-like
Exons: 2
Coding region: 127-723 (198 amino acids)
Biological process (GO): lipid transport
Molecular function (GO): lipid binding
Source: RefSeq, a predicted model, not a curated record